Molecule: messenger RNA, 1743 nt
Organism: Solanum verrucosum
Lineage: Eukaryota; Viridiplantae; Streptophyta; Magnoliopsida; Solanales; Solanaceae
Product: GPCR-type G protein 2-like
Exons: 13
Coding region: 204-1613 (469 amino acids)
Biological process (GO): response to abscisic acid
Cellular component (GO): membrane
Molecular function (GO): abscisic acid binding
Source: RefSeq, a predicted model, not a curated record
GUGAUUGAUGUUUUUGAGAAAACUACUAUUGUGAAAAAAGUGGGUGAAAUUCAUGGUGGAUCUUCAAUCAUUGUUUGAUUAUUGAGAUUUGCGAUAUAAUUGAUGCUGAAAUGUGGAGUUUAAUGGCGUUGUACUGAAGAAAACAAAGAGUACACAGAUUUAUAUGUAAACCAAGUAAAGCAUAUAAGAGCAGUAUUGUUCAAAUGGGCUGGGGAAGAGCGACAUACGAGGGAGUAAUUGUAGUGGGAUCAUUAUGCUUACUGGGUUGGACAGGGUUAUGGUUUUUGAAUCGCAGAUUGUACAAAGAGUAUGAAGAGAAGAGAGUACUGGUUCAGAUCAUAUUCAGUGUUGUUUUCGCUUUAUCGUGCAAUCUAUUUGAGCUUGUUCUUUUCGAGAUCAUUCCAAUUCUUUCGAAAGAGGCAAGAUGGAUGAAUUGGAAGGUGGAUUUAUUUUGUUUGAUUCUGUUACUAGUCUUCAUGUUGCCCUACUAUCAUUGCUACCUGAUGCUUUGCAACAGCGGCAUGAGGAAGGAACGGGCUGCAGUGGGUGCUAUCUUAUUCUUGUUGGCUUUUCUCUACGGUUUUUGGCGCUUGGGCAUUCACUUUCCCAUGCCUUCACCUGACAGAGGAUUUUUCACCAUAACUCAGCUGGUUAGCAGGAUUGGUGUGAUUGGCGUGACUGUCAUGGCUAUCCUUUCUGGUUUUGGAGCAGUCAAUUUGCCAUACAGUUAUCUAUCUCUAUUCAUCAGAGAAAUAGAGGAAUCAGAGAUCAAAGGACUGGAGAGGCAGCUGAUGCAGUCAAUUGAAACUUGUAUUACAAAGAAAAAGAGAAUUAUUCUUUGUCAGAGAGAAAUGGAGAGGAUCCAAGUUUCGGAAGAGAAAACAAAAUCCAGUUCCUUCUUUAAGCGCAUUGUGGGAACAGUUGUACGAUCUGUUCAGGAUGACCAAAAGGAACAAGAUAUUAGAAACAUGGAAAACGAGGUUCAGGCCUUAGAGGAGCUAUCAAAGCAGUUGUUCUUGGAAAUUUAUGAGCUUCGCCAAGCUAAGGAAGCUGCUGCUUAUUCUCGAACAUGGAAGGGUCAUUUGCAGAAUCUUUUGGGCUAUGUGUGUUCUGUCUAUUGUGUGUAUAAAAUGAUAAAGUCUCUUCAGAGCGUUGUUUUCAAGGAGGCUGGUUCUGUAGAUCCUGUAACAAGGACAAUCAGCAUAUUUUUACAGUUCUUUGACAUAGGAAUUGAUGUCAACUUAUUAUCACAGUACAUUUCUCUCAUGUUCAUCGGGGUGUUGAUUGUGGUGUCUGUGAGGGGCUUCCUGACUAACUUGAUGAAGUUCUUUUUCGCAGUUUCCAGAGUUGGAAGUGGAUCAUCAAGUAAUGUUGUGCUUUUUCUCUCUGAAAUCAUGGGAAUGUACUUCCUUUCCUCCAUUCUUUUGAUCAGAAAGAGUCUGGCAACUGAAUAUCGGAUAAUCAUCACGGAUGUAUUAGGUGGAGACAUACAAUUCGAUUUCUAUCACAGGUGGUUUGAUGCAAUAUUCGUAGCCAGUGCUUUCUUAUCUCUGCUUUUGCUCUCUGCACACUAUACAGCUCGAAAGGCCGAUAAUAAGCACCCAAUUGAUUAAACCAUAUUCCUGAGUGAAGAUGCUAUAUUUUAUGUUUAGGCCAGAAUCAGUUACACUCUAUUCUUUGUAAUGAUGUAUCAUUGAUAUAGUAGCAAUUUUGUAUGAUCAAAGCCAUCUGGUUUUCAUCUAA